UUGUCCAUUCAUGUCCAUCAAGCGCACAUUUUUCCCUCCCAAGUCUGAACGAAGCCUGUGCUGAUCAUAACUCCGUCGCUGGAUCCAUUUCAAAGCAAUCUUCUUACGUCCGCAUUUCAGCCCGCAUUUCACUCGCUCAUCGCCAUGGAACGCUUCGAUGCCAUGCUCUUGGGUAUGGCCCAACAAUGUGAGGGUGGAGUGCCCGAGAUGUUGGGCUUGAUCUUCGGAUUCAUGGCCCGUAAAACGGAUUUCUACACCGGCGGCGAAGAAGGCCAAGCCUUGAAGAUGAUUGUCCAGGAGUUCAAGAAACACGAGAACACGGCCAAAGAAGAGGCCGAGAAGAAGAAGAAACGGUUCGAGGAGAUGAAUCGCAAACAGAAAGAGAAGCGGGAAAAAGAGAAACAAGAAGAGGAGAGAAUCGUGGAAGUCACCGAUGAAGAGGCCGAGAAGAUCCUGGAGGAGCAAAAGAAGCCUGCCGGAAGUCCGGAGGUGGUCCCGGCUAGCCAACCUUCGUCCGCAGGGAAAGGUGACGAGGACGACGAGGACGAUGGCAAAUUGAAGCCCAAUGAGGGCAACGGGUGCGAUUUGGACAAGUACAAAUGGGUUCAGAAGCUAGAAGAAAUCGAUUUGCGGGUGCCUUUACCGAUGGCUUGCAAAGGCCGAGAUUUGGUGGUGGAAAUCCAAAAGAAACGCCUCAAAGUAGCCCUGAAGGGCCAACCCCCCAUCAUCGACGGUGAAUUGCACAAGGAGGUUAAAGCUGAGGAAUCCACGUGGCUAUUGGAGGAUAAGAAAUGCUUGCUAGUCAAUCUGGAGAAACUCAACCAAAUGGAAUGGUGGUCCCGAUUGGUCACCACCGAUCCCGAGAUCUCGACCAAGAAGGUGCAACCCGAAAACUCCAAGCUGAGCGAUCUGGAUGGAGAGACGCGAUCCAUGGUCGAGAAAAUGAUGUACGACCAAAGGCAGAAAGAAAUGGGAAAGCCCACUUCAGACGAGCAGAAGAAAGAGGACAUGCUCAAGAAGUUCAUGACCGCCCAUCCGGAAAUGGAUUUUUCCAAUUGCAAGUUCAACUGAUCUGAGCCUCUAGUAUUUUGAUUGUGUGAUGUGAUACUCUUUUCAGUAAUAAACUCCCCUCAUUUGAGUCCGGAUUGGUGGGAGAGGUCCGGAUGGUUUUUAAAAUGCCAGAUCAUGUCUUUUUGCAGAA
Molecule: messenger RNA, 1201 nt
Organism: Tigriopus californicus
Lineage: Eukaryota; Metazoa; Arthropoda; Copepoda; Harpacticoida; Harpacticidae
Gene: nudC
Product: nuclear migration protein nudC-like
Exons: 1
Coding region: 145-1071 (308 amino acids)
Biological process (GO): protein folding
Cellular component (GO): cytoplasm
Source: RefSeq, a predicted model, not a curated record